Molecule: messenger RNA, 1155 nt
Organism: Ornithodoros turicata
Lineage: Eukaryota; Metazoa; Arthropoda; Arachnida; Ixodida; Argasidae
Gene: c12.1
Product: protein CWC15 homolog A-like
Exons: 6
Coding region: 338-991 (217 amino acids)
Biological process (GO): mRNA cis splicing, via spliceosome
Cellular component (GO): catalytic step 2 spliceosome
Molecular function (GO): RNA binding
Source: RefSeq, a predicted model, not a curated record
CUGACGGGAACGGGACGAGACCAAGGAAACCAAAUGACGUUGAAAGACGCUGCAGUAAUUUCGCUUCAUGCUGUUUCAGUUGAUGUGGUCGAAAUGGCUAUUAUGGUGAUGCAAAUGGGAGCUCACAGUGACCCUGUCCCUGCGAGGUGUCUGGAUUUCGUGACGUGUUGUGUGGCACAAUUGUGUUCAGAGUGCGGUUCUGAAGGAAGAUGCGAUAGCGCCACCGGAGAUGUGAAUGCGGGACGAGGCAAGCACAACGUGAUAUGGUGCAACGAAGCGAUUAAUAACUGCUUUCUUUGUGGCCUGCAUGAACCAACGGACAUCGCGGAGUUGAGUAAUGACAACUGCUGCUAGGCCAACGUUCGAGCCUGCGAGAGGCGGAACAGGUCGCAAUGAGAAAGAUUUGGGAGCUCUGUCAAAACAGUAUUCAAGCAGGGACCUUCCAGGGCAUACGAAGUUAAAAUACCGACAACCAGGACAAGGAACUAGCGACGAGCUGAAAUCUAAAGAUUUCCGCCGUGAACUCGAAGAACGUGAGCGAGUUGUGUCAUACGAACGAGAUGGGAAGAAAACCAGCAGAGAUACAUCGUCAUCGUCGAAAAGGCCACGAAUUGACCAACUUCCAGCAGCUAAUUUGGAUGCAGAUGAUCCACUUGAGGAGGACGACGAUAGUGCAGACAGUGAUGAGGACGACACUGCAGAGCUCAUGGCUGAACUGAAUAGAAUUAAGAAGGAACGAGCACAAGAGGAAGCAAAACGGGAAGCAGAACGAAAACUCCAGGAAGAGAAGAUUCGAAUGGAAAAUAUCUUGAGCGGAAACCCUCUGCUGACGGGAGGUAAAGGCGAGUUCAAAGUGAAGCGACGUUGGGACGAUGACGUCGUCUUCAAGAAUUGUGCAAAGGGGGAAAGGGAUCCACAGGAGAAACAUUUCAUAAAUGACACACUGCGAUCGGAGUUUCACAAAAAGUUUAUGGAAAAGUACGUCAAGUGAUGUUCCUGCUACUUUUUUUGGACUGUUGGUCGUCGAUUAUUUCUCUGUAUAGAUUGCAACAACUUCUUUUUAACAUGUUCAUUGAAGCUCGAAGUUCACCCUGUUGUUCAUCCUGCGACAUGUCAAACUAUAAAUGUGUAAUAAUAAAAUGGAAAACAUUUCGA